AUGUCCUUCCGCCGCCCGCGCUCGCCCUCUCGCCCGCUCCUCUCGACCCGCUCGCAGUCGCCGUCUCCGCCUCCCACACCCGACGCAGAGGACCCGUACGCGCCGAGACAGCCGGGACUGCCGCUCUACACGGCCAGGAAGAACUCACACACGAAGGACAGGCAGGACAUGGUCGAGGUGGUCGACAGCUCGACGGCGAGGAGACGCGUGCCCGGACAGUCGCCUGCCGUCUUGUUUGAUGCAUCGGGAGCGGCGGGAGGAGACGCGCAGGACACGGUGGACGAGUACGAUGCGGAUGUCGAGGGAGCUCAGGGGUUUGCGCGCGCACGGAGAGACAGCAAGAGUGACAAGGGCGAGAAGGACGUCUGGCCCGUCAGCGGGAUAGGGAUGGAGGGCAGGAUUCCCGAGACGAGGCAGGAGUUCUUGCAGAAGGGCGGAAAGGCUAGGGCGAGGCGGGAACCGGUCAGUUGGCGCGCCAUCGGUCGGGAAGUCGUCAGCGACUUGCGCGCCCAAAUACCCCUCAUCAUCUACACCAUCCUCUCCCUCUUCACUCGCCUCUACCGCAUCGGCGCCAACAACACGGUCGUCUGGGACGAGGCCCACUUCGGCAAGUUCGGCGCAUACUACCUCAACCGGACGUUCUACUUCGAUGUUCACCCCCCUCUCGGCAAGAUGCUUGUCGGCCUCGCCGGCGCCCUCUCCGGCUUCAACGGCUCAUUUGACUACCCCUCCGGUGCCGUCUACCCCGACCACGUUCCCUUCCACGCCAUGCGUAUCAUGCUCGCGCUUCCUGGUGUCGCGAUGGUUCCGCUUGCUUGGGGAACGGCGGUCGAAUUGAGGAUGACCAAGUGGGGCAGGCAUAUCGUCACGCUCAUGGUCCUGACAGAUCUCGCGUGGCUCGCCAUUUCGCGCUUCGUCCUCCUUGACUCGCUCCUCCUCUUCUUCACCUUCACGACCGUCUACUGCCUCGCGUGCUUCAAUAACCAACAAAGACGGCCAUUUGAAGAGGACUGGUGGAUCUGGCUGACCCUGACCGGCAUUUCGAUCGGUUGCGUCUGCUCCGUCAAGUGGGUCGGGAUGUUCGUGACCGCCCUCGUCGGCCUCUAUACGGUCGAAGACUUGUGGAACAAGCUCGGCGACCUGCGCAUGUCCUUUCGCACCUACGCCCGUCACUGGGUUGCCCGUAUCCUCUGCCUCAUCGUCAUUCCCUUCUUCGUUUACGCCCUCACCUUCAAAAUCCACUUCCUCAUCCUCAACCACUCCGGCCCGGGCGACUCGCAGAUGUCGUCGCUCUUCCAGGCGCACCUCCACGGCAACGAUUUUGCUCAGAAUCCGCUCGAGCCCGCAUUCGGCUCGCGCAUUACGCUGAAGAACAUGGGCUACGGCGGCGGUCUCCUCCACUCGCACGUCCAGACCUAUCCGGUCGGCUCGCAGCAGCAGCAAGUGACGUGCUAUCACUACAAGGACGAGAACAACGAUUGGGUCCUUACGCCGACGUGGGAGGCCGACCAGAUCGACCUUGAGAACGGCGAGAUCGUCUUCCUCCGCCAUGGCGACCAACUCCGCCUCGUACACGCCUCGACCGGCCGCAACCUCCAUUCGCACGCGAUCGCUGCGCCCGUGACGAAGCUAGCGAACGAAGUCUCGUGCUACGGUAACGCGACAGUCGGCGACUCGAACGAUUACUGGGUCGUCGAGGUCGUCGAUGACUUCCUCCGCGGCGCGCGGCACAAGUUCGACCGCAUCCACUCGCUCUCGACUCGCCUGCGCUUCAAGCACCUCAACUCGGGAUGCUACCUCCGCGCUGCGAACGCCGUCUUGCCGCAGUGGGGAUUCAAGCAAGUCGAGGUCAGCUGCGAGAAGGAGAACAACCCGAAGGACGAGCACACCUAUUGGAACAUCGAGUCGCACUGGAACGAGCGCCUCCCGACCGGCAACCAGAAGCUGUACCGCUCGCCCUUCUUCCGCGACUUCUGGCACCUCAACGUCGCCAUGAUGACGUCGAACAAUGCGCUCGUCCCUGACGCCGACAAGGAGGACACGAUCGCGUCCAAGCCGUUCGAGUGGCCGUUCCUCUGGAAUGGCAUGCGCAUGAACGGCUGGCAAGACUUUGGCAUCAAAUAUUACUUGAUCGGCAACCCCGUCACGUGGUGGCUCAGUUCGGCGAGCUUGAUCGUCUGGGCGUUCACCCUGCUCUGGCACCUCAUGCGCUUCCAGCGCAAGAUCAACGACUUCGCUCCUGGCGAGUGGAACCACUUCCUGUACCUCUCGAAAAUCGCGUUUGGAGGCUGGUUCUUCCACUACUUCCCCUUCCUCAUCAUGGGUCGCGUCACCUACCUCCACCACUACCUCCCGACCCUCUGGUUCUCCGUCCUCAUGGCCGGCGUCCUCCUCGACCACUUCUUCUUCCGUUCGCGCCGCCUUACGGGCCGAACCAAGACACUCGUCUUCGCCAUCGUCGCAGGCGCCGUUGUCGGGACGUGGUGGUGGUUCCGAGCGUGUGCGUGGGGAAUACACGGACCCGCAAGCAACCUCUGGGGACGGAAGUGGCGAAAGACCUGGAACAUUUACGACUAG
Molecule: messenger RNA, 2577 nt
Organism: Rhodotorula toruloides NP11
Lineage: Eukaryota; Fungi; Basidiomycota; Microbotryomycetes; Sporidiobolales; Sporidiobolaceae
Product: protein o-mannosyl transferase, glycosyltransferase family 39 protein
Exons: 14
Coding region: 1-2577 (858 amino acids)
Biological process (GO): protein O-linked glycosylation via mannose
Cellular component (GO): membrane; endoplasmic reticulum
Molecular function (GO): dolichyl-phosphate-mannose-protein mannosyltransferase activity
Source: RefSeq, a predicted model, not a curated record